GGGGUAACGAACAACCUUAAUUUUCGUGCUAGAUAAAGCAUAACCGAUAACAUAAAUUAAUGACGACUUAGUCACUCUGCCUGAGUGUAUAAGACUGUGUUGUCUUUUCGUAUAUCUCACUUUUGCCGACAACAUGGCGGUGGCAGGGAGGGAUAAUUCUUUCCCAUGCGCAAGCGUUAGUUAGGGGCCAGAAACAUAAGUAGCUGUAUAUCAUCGUUGAUUGGACAAAAAUUUAAGUUAAGUCUGAUCUCUCGAUUCUAUAAUCUGUUCUAUUUAUUUUGUUUUUAUCAAUUAUUUUAUCGUCUAUUACUCUAUUAUGCUGAUUAUGAAGUUGAAAUGAACUUGUACGUAUAUAUACUUGAUAGAAGUGUAAUGUUUAUGGUUGAUUUAUGAAAAGUUUGGUAAAUUUUACACAUGGUUCUGAAAACGAAGCUGUCAAAGGUUCCGAAAUGAGCCUAAUGGAUUUAUCCAGUGUUUGUUCUUUCCGCAUAAUCACGAAGAUGUUCUAUUGUAAUUGACCUAUGUUUGAUCUAUUAGUUUAAAUAGUCUGCUCAAUAAUCCAAACACAAAUAUAGACUUUAAUUUAGUAAUAAAAUUGUGUUUCUUUGUUAAUAGUUUAUCAUAGUGACCUUCAUCACUGUAAUAAAAUCAACGUAACGGCAAGGUUGCAAAGACACUGACUGGAAUAUAUUAUUUGUCGUCGGAAAAUCUUCAAUAUGGGAAUACAACAAAAAGAAUUCAAAGAAUACAUUCGUGUAAACGUUGGGGAUCCCAGAAUUAUUGAAAAUGCCGAUUCGUCGAAUAAGCACACAGUUUAUGAAGUGGAACUAGACACUAACAGUCUUUCUUUCACCCAUCAACAUUCAAGUGUGUGUAGAAGAUAUUCAGAAUUCGUUUGGCUGCGGAACAGAUUGCUCAGAAUGCCAUGCACGCCCCGCCCACCACGUCUACCUAUGAAAUCGUUUCCGUGGAAUUUUGACGCGAAGUUUUUGAAUAAAAGAAAACUUCAGCUCCAGCAGUUCAUUUCAAGAGUCUUGGAGGAAACUUUGUUUAUAUCAUGCAGCGCAUUACACUUGUUCCUUCAAACAAAUUUGAAGCCAAAAAAAAUGGAUUUAUGCAUUGAAAAUGGGAAAAUAAAUCAAGCGAUCAUGGAAUCGGAUUGCUGCGUCACACCAAACAACUUAAUCCACAAAAUAAAUAAAAACUGUGAAAGUCAAUACACCUGCACACUGUUUACAUCUAUUACAUGGAAAGUUGAUAACAACACCAAAGUGAAUGUAAACACUGUAACGACGCCUGUAGUCGAAAAAAUUGAUAAAGCAACCCAGUGCACGGAAGAUACGGGAAUAUGCACCGAAGAUUAUGACAAUUUGCAAAAGAUUAUCUGUGUACUGCAAAGAGAAUUUUACUCAAAAAUGAGUCUUAAAUUUUUUUUGAAAUAUUAUGGAAAGUUAUAGAAAAAAGAGAAGGCUUUGAGCAUAAGAUGGUUUUUCGAUUUUGCACUUCUGUUGCACCGGAUUCUUGAACACUUCUAAGAUAGAGCAAGAGCCACAGACGCUUUUUAUUGGCCCAACCAGUAGACGGCCUUUUCUUUUCAAUAUCUAGUCAUUGGAUGAAUUGAUUUAAACAAUAAUUACGUCCCCGAAAUAUGAAUUCAUUAAUCAGAUAAAUAUUUGUUAUAUAUAUAUAUAUAUUAUAUAAUCAUAGUAGAAUGUUCAGCUUGUGACCUAUUUUAUUUUGUUUUGUUUUCUUCAGAGGCCUUUG
Styela clava is the source of this 1764-nucleotide messenger RNA. The record is from RefSeq and is a predicted model, not a curated record. Lineage: Eukaryota; Metazoa; Chordata; Ascidiacea; Stolidobranchia; Styelidae.